Gasterosteus aculeatus aculeatus (three-spined stickleback) is the source of this 2286-nucleotide messenger RNA. RefSeq names its product heparan sulfate glucosamine 3-O-sulfotransferase 6. NCBI's taxonomy places the organism in Eukaryota, Metazoa, Chordata, Actinopteri, Perciformes, Gasterosteidae. The record is from RefSeq and is a predicted model, not a curated record. Gene Ontology annotation, molecular function: [heparan sulfate]-glucosamine 3-sulfotransferase activity.
AGAAAUCUGGAGACCUCAGAGCGCGCAGACGCAGCAGCCUGGAAACCUCCUCUGGCUGCGAACGAGUCACGUUAAAUGACUAGAACUUCCUUCACUGACGAGAAUUCCUUUCCGUCUUUUCUCACAAAAGUGACAAAGAUUAUGAAGAUAUUUCUUGACACAACCAUCAUCCCAUUGAAGCUCCUCAGUCUCCACGUGAAGCCUCGCUUUUGCGCAACAGGUUCUGGGAGAUACGUGUAACCGUAGACCCCGAUCAAUGAAGUGAGAAGAAGCAUGCUGUCCCCGUUCUGUCCCUUUGGCACCGAGCAGGAGAUCAACUCAUGGGAUGUAGCGGAUGCAGAGUCAGGUUCAACUUCGGGAAGGUGCUCUCCAAGGUCUCGGUGUUUUUUACCAUGGUCCUGAUCUUCACCUACGUCUUCUACUGCCUAACCGGAUUGUGCGAUUCGGCUCCGAGAACUUUAUACAGCCACCAGGGUUCCUACUAUGACACUGCGGACGACCUGCGCCCCUCGCCGCGUCUCCUGCCGGACGCGCCGCGUCUCCGGAACCGCACAGACUCCGCGGACGCAGCGCAGGUGGACGCGCCGGCACGGCAGCUUCCUCUCCACGCGGCGGACGGCGCAAAGAAGAGCGCCGAGAGCAACGGCAUCCCCGUGUCCAACUCUUUCGGGACAAAGAGGUUCCCGCAGGCGCUUAUAGUCGGCGUGAAGAAGGGCGGAACGCGCGCCCUGCUGGAGUUCCUCCGCAUCCACCCAGACGUGAGGGCGGUCGGUGCCGAGCCUCACUUCUUCGACCGGUUCUAUGAUAAAGGACUGGAGUGGUACAGGAGCCUGAUGCCUCGGACUCUGGACGGCCAGAUCACCAUGGAGAAAACUCCUAGCUACUUUGUCACGAAGGAGGCUCCUAGCCGUGUCUGCUCCAUGAACUGCCAAGCCAAGCUCAUUGUGGUGGUCAGGGAUCCUGUGACGCGGGCCGUAUCUGACUACACCCAGACGCUGUCCAAAAACCCAGGCCUUCCAUCCUUCCAGAGCCUGGCUUUAAAAAACACCACCACGGGUCUAAUUGACACCACGUGGAGCGCUGUGCGCAUCGGCCUCUACGCCAAACAUCUGGAGAACUGGCUUCGGCACUUCCCAUUGUCCCAUUUUCUGUUUGUUAGCGGCGAGCGGCUGGUGUCUGAUCCGGCUGGGGAGAUGGGCCGAGUUCAGGACUUCCUGGGACUGAAAAGGGUCGUUUCAGAAAAACACUUCUACUUCAACCAGACCAAAGGUUUUCCGUGCUUGAAGAAGCCCGAGGGCAGCAGCAGACCUCGCUGCCUUGGAAAGUCUAAGGGCAGACCUCAUCCCGAAAUCCCCUCCGAGGUCCUGCAGACUCUCAGAGACUUCUACAGGCCCUUCAACCACCGUUUCUACCAGAUGAGUGGACAAGACUUUGGCUGGGACUGAUCCCCGUCAAUGAAAGCCAAACCUGGCUGUUUAAUGCUCCACAGAACUGCCGUCUCAGGGAGAGCAAGACAAAGUCCACCAGCCGAAUUCUGCAACAACGGAGUCGAACGUGACACACAGCAGGUCGACUGUUUGCUGGGGGAUUGAAGGCGACAUGCAAGUCACACACAAGGUUAAUGGCUUAGUUAUUAAACCAUUUUCUGACUCGUGUGUUAAUGUUAUGCAGAAGUAUAGAACGUACCAAAAGGAAAAAUACAAUCAUUUCUUUUGAAUAUCAUUUUUUACUUCCCUUUAUGAAAUAAGCUGAUAUUUAUAUUUUCUGUUGACUUGAAAUACAACAGUUACAAAUUUCUUUUAUGAAAGAAAUGUAUUUAUUACACGACAAGGCAAGACAUGUUUUAAGACUGAGUAUGUUUUAAUUGACAGGCCAUGGAGAAAAUGUCAUACAUGAUAAACCACUAUGUCUUAAUGAUCAUACUGCGGCUGCUACAAGCAGUGUUACUUUGACUGCAUUUAUAUUACAUGCAUUACAUUUAAUGUUUCUAAAUGUCAUUUGAAAUGAACAUGUUGGUUCAAUGUUACGGGGCAUUUCUCUGCACAUGGUAGUUGAUGCCAAUGAUCCCUCAUCUGUAAACGUUACAAUGAUCAUAAACCACUCUCACAAAUCUUUGUACUCAUUGGUAGAAAUUUCUCCUCUCAAAGAAACACACGCCUAAUUGCCUUGGACGGUAUCAACUGUAUUGGCUGUUACUCACUUAAAAUAAAUAACUGUUUUAAUCUGGCAUUACUUUGAAAGCAUUUAAACUCCAUCAUUAAAGUACACGAUGCACAGUGUGAGAAA